AUGUCAGAAGCAGGCACGCAUCUGGGUAAUCUAUGUAGUGCGCGAAAACACGCUCCUUGCCCAAGUCUGAGGGGGCCAAAGAUCUUUCAAAGAGAAAGGCUGCGCUCGUACAACAGCACUCUACAACUCAGUGGUGACUUCCCGAGCGGAAUGGUGGCUGGGAAGCGGAAGCCUCGAAUCUCGAUGAUGCAGCUCCAUAACCAUAUCCCGCAGAUCCGGCGCAGGAAGACUUCCGAGAUAGCACGUCCCCACAGGGACUCAUUUGCGUGA
Fusarium proliferatum ET1 is the source of this 270-nucleotide messenger RNA. RefSeq lists its product as uncharacterized. The record is from RefSeq and is a predicted model, not a curated record. Bases 1 to 270 code for a protein of 89 amino acids. The transcript has 2 exons. NCBI's taxonomy places the organism in Eukaryota, Fungi, Ascomycota, Sordariomycetes, Hypocreales, Nectriaceae.